UGUCCAUCACAGCGUUGCCACCAUCCAGACUAUAAUAAUGAUCUGCAGCAGUUCUUGAUGAGGACAGUUACUCUCAUCAGAGAAAAAGUGUCUGAAACUCUUGGGUUCAACAUACGUGGUGGAAAGGAACAUUUUUGUGGUAUAUAUCUCUCCAAAGUGAUGCCCAAUACAGAAGCUGAACGAUUAGGGUUGAGAGAAGCUGAUCAGAUCAUCUCUGUAAAUGGAACCAGUUUUGAGGAUAUUGAACAUACUAAAGCUGUAAAGAUUCUGAAAGCUAAUACAGAGAUAGUAAUGCAACUGAGAUACUUCCCAUACGGAUACAAAAAAACAUAUGAGAAAGUGCAAAAUUCUAACGUAGGAGUAGCUUCAAGUUAAUAUUUUUAUGAAGUGUGAGCAAGGUAACAUUUAUGAAUGGAUUCGGGAAAACCAGUUAACCAGACUCGAGUCCUGGAGGUGGGAAGUACAGUGCCUGCACUCUGAAAGAUGGGUCAUCUGAACUAUGACAGCACACUUCUGGAAAGACAUCGAUUGAAUGGAUGCUGGUGAAUGGUUCAUGUUUUUGUAUCACUGUGCCUUAGCGGGAGACACAUGCAUGUAUACCAUGUUUUGCGGCUUAUGAGAUGCAACUUAUAAGACUUGUUUUAGUUUCAAUAGAUUGGCAUCGGACAUAACUGGGAGAGCUACAGCCCACCCCAAACUUAUAGCUCUCGUCACUGACUUUCAGUUUAUAGGACGCAGGGUUGUUUUUGGACAGAUUUAAUGGAAAAAAUGUGUCUAAUAUGCCGCGAAAUACGGUACAUGUUAAAAUAAUUCUAACUACUUACUAUAUUCACAAGAAUGUAUUAAACCCAUAUAGGUAAUACAGCAUCAGAUUCUUUUGUAAUUAUCAUUUUUUUUCAACAUAUAUAUACGUAUGAAAAAAAUUGAGAACAAGCGAUGCAAGAUGCAAAACAAGCACGGGGGGAGUUGAAAGAUAGCUCUAGACCUUUCAUGUUGCAAUCAGCACAUCAUCAGGAGCUUGCAAUGUUGCAGGUAAGAAGAUAAAAUCUGAAUAAACACGGUUUUGUCUGGCACAUUUUGGUUGUAGCACAAUUAAAGAAUUGCAGCAUGUUUUUGUAUAACACUUCGUAAAAUUAACAUGAUUCGCAGGAGGGGGAAAAUUUUGAGUGCGUCGCCCGCGGUUCUUGCCAUACCUUAAAUCUGCCAAGCAAUCAUGGCACCCAGUAGGCAUACAAGUGUUGCUGAAAGUGGCAAGAAAAGGUUUAAGCGUUUAAGUCUUAGAAUUAAUGAAGAAAACACGCUAGAUAACAGGGAUAUCUUGCUACUCCUACUUACACUUUGGUCACACUUCACAGACACACACAUGCAUAUAUAUAUACAUACAUCUAGGUUUUUCACCUUUUUCUAAAUAGCUCUUGUUCCUCUUUAUUUCUUCUAUUGUCCAUGGGGAAAUGGAAAAG
Molecule: messenger RNA, 1460 nt
Organism: Cherax quadricarinatus
Lineage: Eukaryota; Metazoa; Arthropoda; Malacostraca; Decapoda; Parastacidae
Source: RefSeq, a predicted model, not a curated record